Messenger RNA from Balaenoptera musculus (blue whale), 1803 nucleotides. RefSeq names its product serine protease 27-like. Gene Ontology annotation, biological process: proteolysis. The coding region runs from base 40 to 1020 and encodes 326 amino acids. The record is from RefSeq and is a predicted model, not a curated record. The transcript has 6 exons. Gene Ontology annotation, molecular function: serine-type endopeptidase activity. Lineage: Eukaryota; Metazoa; Chordata; Mammalia; Artiodactyla; Balaenopteridae.
UGUCCCGUGCCUGGCAGGCACUCCAGCCAGGCCAAGACCAUGAGGCAGGUGCCGGCUGUGGCCCUGCUCCUGCUCCUGCUGCUGCUGCGGUUUGGGACUCAGGAGGCUGAGGCGUUAAUUGCCUGCGGGAGCCCGAGGAUGCUGAACCGGAUGGUGGGCGGGCAGGACGCCUUGGAGGGCGAGUGGCCAUGGCAGGUCAGCAUUCAGCGAAAUGGAAGCCACUUCUGCGGGGGCAGCCUCAUCACAGAGCGGUGGGUCCUCACCGCAGCGCACUGCUUCUCCAACACCUCUGAAACAUCCCUGUACCAGGUCCUGCUGGGGGUGCGGCAACUGGUGAAGCCAGGGCCGCACGCCAUGUACGCCCGGGUGAAGCGGGUCAAGAGCAACCCCCUGUACCAAGGCAUGGCCUCUAGUGCCGAUGUGGCUCUGGUGGAGCUGGAGGCACCUGUGACCUUCAACAAUUACAUCCUCCCUGUGUGUGUGCCUGACCCCUCAGUCGUCUUUGAGACGGGCAUGAACUGCUGGGUCGCCGGCUGGGGCAGCCCUAGUGAACAAGACCACCUGCCCAACCCCCGGAUCCUGCAGAAACUCGCUGUGCCCAUCAUUGACACGCCCAAGUGCAACCUGCUCUACAGCAAGGAUUCCGAGUCCAGCUUCCAGCCGAAAACCAUCAAGGAUGACAUGCUGUGUGCUGGCUUCGCCGAGGGCAAGAAGGACGCCUGCAAGGGAGACUCGGGGGGCCCCCUGGUAUGCCUUGUGGGUCAGUCAUGGCUGCAGGCUGGGGUGAUCAGCUGGGGUGAGGGCUGCGCCCGCCAGAACCGCCCAGGUGUCUAUAUCCGGGUCACCUCCCACCAUAACUGGAUCCAUCGGAUCAUCCCAGAACUGCAGUUCCAGCGGGCUAGCUCGGGUGGCCAGAAGCGGGACCCCCGGGGCCAGCAGCCCCUCAGUCGGAACUUUGCACCCUUCCUGGCAGCCCAUGCCAUCCUCCUGGUCCUCAUGGCCCUGCUCACCUUCCUCUGAGCUGCGCUCAGGCCAGUGGGCCAGUGGCGCCCCGGGGCCUAUGGUGUACAUUUGUAAAUAGCUCUCCAAUUCUCCCUACUCUCUAAUGCCCACUUAUUUCUAUUUAUGUUCACUCUCUAAUAAAACCCCAACCUCAGUGCCGGCUGCCUGGGUGUAGACCCACCGGGAAGGAGGGGGCUGGUGCUGGGCAGGGGGUGUGGCAGACGAGGCUCCCCAGUGGAAGAAGCUACAGCAGGCACACUGGAGGCUAGACAUCACCGAGUCCUGUGACACCUGUGGCCUGACCCCCUCACAGGGGCUUCCCUGCUCCCCCCCGCCUCAGCAUCCUUGCCAACGUGGUCGUCACCAUGAGUGUUGCCAAGGGGUGCCCUGUGCUGGGCACUGGGGGCAGCAACAGAUACCGGCGGGGGCCCGGCAGAGGGUCCUGAAGGAGGGGGGCUCUGCGGGGCGUGGGGGAGCACAGCCCCCACUGCCUAUGUCUGAAUCACCCUGAACUUCUCUUGGCUGUCACACAGAGGAGGCAAGGCCCAGGCCACUCGGGGCCGUGGAGGUCGGCAGGACAGGCCCCCCAACCGAGAUAGGCCAAGGCUUCAGCAGCUCCCUGGGCCAGGACCCCCUCCUUCUUCCUUCCGCAAAGUCUGGGGUUCAGGCCAUCCCUGCAGCAGUCUUUAAUGGUUUCUUCGAGGACCCCUGGGGAAUUCAGGAAUGAGCUGCAAUCCUGCACAGAGAGCCUGGUGCUUGGCCCUGCCCCCAGGGGCCCCACCCCAGCUCUGCUGCCCCCUC